Molecule: messenger RNA, 1827 nt
Organism: Oryzias melastigma (Indian medaka)
Lineage: Eukaryota; Metazoa; Chordata; Actinopteri; Beloniformes; Adrianichthyidae
Gene: gpank1
Product: G patch domain and ankyrin repeats 1
Exons: 4
Coding region: 485-1555 (356 amino acids)
Molecular function (GO): nucleic acid binding; protein binding
Source: RefSeq, a predicted model, not a curated record
AUAGCAUAUACAGUCUAUGGUUUAUAGUCAAAGAAGUGGCUUUUAAUGCUACAGUGGUGGUAGCUAGCAGAAGAAAGGAAUUUCAUGUACCUUCAGAUCGAUUGCUUUGUAUCGUUUUUAUAUUUAUAUACUUUUACGCUUACAUCAAGUAUAUUUAUUUUUAAGGCUAUCAAACUGAUGCCUUGUAAAAUACUGGUGGUAAUUUAUCAUUGUUUAAUGCUAUUUGACAGCUGAAGAAGAGGUUAGCUUCCGUUUUAGCUUGUAGCCAUCAUCAAGUCUUCUUUAGUCGUCAGAGGAAUUCAUGUGCUUAUUAACAAGUACAUUUAAAAACGAAGUUCAUUUUGAAAAGGUGUAGGUCCGGUUUGACUUUACGACUGUAAUAGCAUAGUCUAAACAUGCAGUUUCGUCAUCUAAAGUCGAGAGGAAAUUAGCUUUUUGAGAGUGUAAAUAUUAAAUCUGUUUACAUUUGGGUUAGGGACGUGCAAUGGCUGCUUUUGGUUUUACCCGAGCCAGCAACGAAGAUGUUUUUAGCGUUAAAGUUGAAGACUCUGUCUCUAAAAUCAGCACCAAAGUCAGCGGGGAAGAAGUCCGACACUUCUACGAAGACCUGAUCAGAACCGAUGGAGAUGGAAGGAGAAACACCAAAGCUAGAAAGGAAUAUGGCCACGAGAGACAGAAGAACAGAAAGAGGAGGAGAGUCAGGGCUGCUGCAGUUCAGCAGGCUGCACCUGAAUCUGUCGGGACUGGAGGUGAAACCGAGUCCAACCAGAGCAGGGAGUCCGGGUCAGAGAGGACCCAGGAGCUGCAGGGACUCCGGCUGCUGCGUUGUGCUCAUGAGGGAGACACAGCUGGCAUCAGAGACCUGCUCUCAAAGGGAGCUGACAUUAACUACCAGGAUACAUUUCUGUGGACCGCUGUGAUGUGUGCAGCCUGGUCCGGACAAAGAUCUGCAGUGAGGCUGCUGCUCAGACAUGGAGCAGCCUGGGUGGGAGUGGUUGACACUCAGGGAAGGGAUGCCCAGGACCUGGCGUUAGAAGCUGGACACAGAGGAGUGUUGGAAGAGUUGAUGAACAAUGGGAGAAGUCCAGAGAGAGAAUCAUCAGCUGAUGACAGUGCCGUGCAGCCUCAGUGGUGCGCUACGUGUUCGACUCACUACAGAAGCAGCACUUCAUCACAUCUGUCUUCCACCCUGCACCAGUUCAACCUGCAUCGUCCGCCACCCACUCCCUACUACUGCCUUCCCCCGUCCAGCAACAGCUACAAGAUGAUGCUCCGCUGUGGCUGGAAACCAGGCACAGGCCUGGGACCAGAGGGGGAGGGGCCUCAGCAGCCAGUGCCCACUGUGCUGAAGAGAGACCAACAAGGCCUGGGUUACGGACAGACGAAAAAAGCCAAAGUCACACACUUCCGAGCCAAGGAUCAGGAUGCCGUGAAGCUGCCGUGCAGGGAGAGAACGGAGAUGGGACUGAAAGGACAGAGAAAAGAGGAAGCCAGAAGGAAAGAGCAAAGAGACAAAAACUGGGAAAGAGAUUUCCGUUCAUCGUUUUAUCUCUGAGCCGACGCUUCCAUGUGAGGAGGAGCUGCACCUUCUGCCGCUGCACUGAGCAAACACAACCUUUGUGUCAAAUAUGACUACUUUUGUUGUCCUGGGCUUUGUGUUUGCUCUGCAGGACUUGUAACUUAAAUGUGUCAGACUAAUAACAGGUUUUCUUUCAUUGGGAUAAAAAAAUAUUUAUAUUUUUCUGAGUACAAAAAUAAAGUUUUCUUGCUCUGUUUGGAUUUUCACACAUUAUGUAAGCUCUGGGUGAACCUUCCCUUUCCUUUAGU